This is a messenger RNA of Pectinophora gossypiella (pink bollworm), 3335 nucleotides long. RefSeq names its product cytosolic 10-formyltetrahydrofolate dehydrogenase. The transcript has 17 exons. Gene Ontology annotation, molecular function: aldehyde dehydrogenase (NAD+) activity; formyltetrahydrofolate dehydrogenase activity. NCBI's taxonomy places the organism in Eukaryota, Metazoa, Arthropoda, Insecta, Lepidoptera, Gelechiidae. The coding region runs from base 250 to 3024 and encodes 924 amino acids. The record is from RefSeq and is a predicted model, not a curated record. Gene Ontology annotation, biological process: 10-formyltetrahydrofolate catabolic process; biosynthetic process; one-carbon metabolic process. Gene Ontology annotation, cellular component: cytoplasm.
UUUGGCGGCAUCAGCUUGGCUCUCACAAACAAAACAAUGGUUUUACUUGUAUCUGUUUUAUCUCGUUUUGUUGAACUUUUGCGAUAAGUGAUGUCAAACCGAGCGUGAUGGUGAGGGACUCCGUCAAUAAAUAGGAACGUGCCGAUAAGUUCGAGUUACUUUAAGAUAGCUCUUCGAGCUACUACAAGAGAUCAACGAAAUCUGAAAUUCUUGCAUUUUCUUAAAUAUUUUUAAUAAAAUCAAACCAAAAUGCCACCUGUUGCUAUUCCAGACGAGUCAGCAAAGCAGAAGCUGCGUGUGGCGAUCAUUGGUCAAAGCCAGUUUGCUGCAGAGGUGUUCAAGUUGUUGCAGAAAGAUGGUCACCAGGUGGUUGGAGUCUUUACAGUGCUUGACAAAGGCAACCGGGAGGACCCACUUGCCACAAUAGCAUCUCAGAAUGGGAUUCCAGUAUUCAAAUAUAAGAGCUGGCGGGUGAAAGGGCAGGUCAUCCCCGAGGUGCUGGAGCAGUACAAAUCUGUGGAGGCGGAGUUGAACGUGCUGCCGUUCUGCACGCAGUUCAUCCCAAUGGAGGUCAUCACGUACCCCAAGUACGAGAGCAUCUGCUACCACCCCAGCGUGCUGCCGAGACACAGAGGAGCGUCCUCUAUUAACUGGACGCUGAUAGAGGGCGACAAAGUAUGCGGGCUGUCGAUCUUCUGGGCGGACGACGGGCUGGACACCGGCCCCAUACUGCUGCAGCGAAGCUUCCCCGUCACUAUGGACGACACCGUCGACACGCUCUACAACAAGUACCUUUACCCUGAAGGUAUCAAAGCCUUAGCAGAGGCAGUGAACAUGGUAGCCAACGGUACCGCUCCUAAGAUCGCGCAGACAGAGGAUGGCGCCACCUACGACCCCGCACUGUUUAAGCCGGAAACUCAUCAGAUCGACUGGUCCAAAGGCGGUGUAGCAUUACACAACUUCAUCCGCGGCCUGGACUCCUCGCCCGGCGCCUCCACCACCAUCAAGGCACAGACUAGAGACAACAUAGACGACACCACGGACAUCCAGCUCAAACUGUACGGCUCGACGUUAUGGGACGGCGAUUACGAAGUGCACGGCGACCGUCUAGUCAUACCUGGGUUGGAGAAACCAGCUGCUGUGUAUGACGGGGGGCUGCUUAUCACUGCCAAUGACGGAGUUAAGCUCAACAUCCAACGCCUAAAAGUAAACGGCAAGAUGAUAAACGCGUCAAACUUCUUCAAAGCCAACGAGAACAAAGUAACCCUCGACUUGACAGACGAAGAGAAGAAGUUCAUAGAAAACGCUCGAGGCGUUUGGAAGGCAAUCUUACGCAUAGACAUUGAAGACGACACGGAUUUCUUCGCAUCAGGCGCUGGCUCUAUGGACGUUGUUAGACUAGUUGAAGAAGUUAAAGAUAUAGCGGGUUUAGAGUUGCAAAAUGAGGAUAUAUACAUGAACACGACGUUUGAAGAGUUCUUCACGAUAGCGAUAGUGAAGGCGAGAGGCGGAAGUGGGGAGAAAGAGAUAGUGUACGAAGGUGUGGAGUUGCAGGCCAACAAGAUGACGAUCAAGUUCCCGACGCAACUGUUCAUUAAUGGGGAAUUCGUUAAUGCUGAUAGCGGUAAAACUCUAAGCAUAGUGAACCCUACGGAUGAGACGGAGAUCUGCCGCGUGCAGAGUGCGUCCGUGAGCGACGUAGACAGGGCUGUGCUCGCCGCUAAGAAGGCCUUCGAGGAGGGCGAGUGGGCCAAGAUCAGUGCCAGGGAGCGCGGGGCGCUUCUGUUCAAACUGGCGGACCUAAUGGAGCAGCACAAAGAAGAGCUAGCGACCAUAGAGGCGAUAGACUCGGGCGCGGUGUACACCCUGGCGCUGAAGACGCACGUGGGCAUGUCCAUAGAGACGUGGCGGUACUUCGCCGGCUGGUGCGACAAGAUACAAGGCGCCACCAUACCCAUCAACCACGCACGACCCAACAGGAACCUAACACUAACAAAGAAGGAGCCGAUCGGCGUGUGCGCACUAGUGACGCCGUGGAACUACCCUCUGAUGAUGCUGUCGUGGAAGAUGGCCGCCUGCCUCGCCGCCGGGAACACCGUCGUUAUGAAACCUGCUGCUGUAUGUCCACUGACGGCGCUCAAGUUCGCGGAGCUGUCGCUGCGUGCGGGCAUCCCCCCCGGCGUCAUCAACAUCCUGCCGGGCUCCGGCGCCGUGGCCGGCAGCGCGCUCGCCAGCCACCCGCUCGUCAGGAAGCUCGGCUUCACUGGCAGCACUGAGAUCGGCCAAACAAUAAUGAAGACUUGUGCGUCGAACAUGAAAAAAGUAUCGCUGGAGCUGGGUGGGAAGUCGCCGCUCAUCAUAUUCGAAGAUUGCGACCUCGACAAGGCUGUCAAAAACGGCAUGGCAUCAGUAUUCUUCAACAAGGGCGAGAACUGCAUAGCGGCGGGCCGGCUGUUCGUCGAGGAGCGCGUGCACGACGAGUUUGUCCGUCGCGUGGUGGAGGAGACCAAAAAGAUCAGCAUCGGGGACCCCUUACAUAGAGCCACGUCACACGGCCCGCAGAACCAUAAGGCGCACUUGGACAAACUUAUACAGUUCGUGGAGCGCGGCGUGAAGGAAGGCGCGACCCUGGUAUACGGCGGCAAGCGGGUGGACCGGCCCGGGUACUUCCUGCAGCCGGCCAUCUUCACUGACGUCACGGACGACAUGUGGAUCGCAGACGAGGAGUCCUUCGGCCCCAUUAUGAUCAUCAGCAAGUUUAGUAGCAAAAACAUAGACGAUGUGCUCCGCCGGGCGAACAACACGGAGUACGGCCUAGCCAGCGGGGUGUUCACCAAGGACAUAUCGCGCGCCAUGCUCUGUGCGGAGCGGAUAGAGGCCGGCACUGUGUUCAUUAACACGUACAACAAGACCGACGUGGCCGCGCCCUUCGGCGGCUUCAAGCAAUCUGGCUUUGGGAAGGAUCUUGGCCAAGAAGCACUAAAUGAAUACCUGAAAACGAAAUGCGUCACGAUAGAAUACUAAAUCUUAGCUACUUCCGUCUAUGUAGAUAUAUACAUAAACAGCCUGGUUAUAUACGUCCCAGUGCUGGGCACACACCUCCCCUCAAUCAACCGGAGCAUACUCCACCACGCUGCUCCUCUGCCACUACUGCUGUCUAUAUACUUUUAGUUUUAAGAUUAUGUAAUAUUACGAUUAUGCAAUUGUUUUGUUUUUAAAAUUGUAAAUAGUUAUUUAGUUUGUAAUGUGCCUUAUAUUUAAGUAUUCGCACGACUGAUCAAUGAUUAUUAUAUUAUUAUUAUAUUAAUGUGAAUAGUAAAGUGUUACGCUUCUAA